This is a messenger RNA of Dioscorea cayenensis subsp. rotundata (Guinea yam), 2937 nucleotides long. Its product is annotated as protein CHROMATIN REMODELING 19. The coding region runs from base 155 to 2344 and encodes 729 amino acids. Gene Ontology annotation, cellular component: nucleus. The transcript is spliced from 12 exons. The record is from RefSeq and is a predicted model, not a curated record. Gene Ontology annotation, molecular function: ATP-dependent chromatin remodeler activity; chromatin binding; DNA binding. NCBI's taxonomy places the organism in Eukaryota, Viridiplantae, Streptophyta, Magnoliopsida, Dioscoreales, Dioscoreaceae.
AACCUCAGGUUUAAGUCAACCGAACAGCUUCUUCGACCGCCAAAUCCCCACUUCCAAAGCCCUAGCUUUUCCCUGGCGCCCCAAUCCCCGCCCUUUCUUUCCCCCCAUUUGGAAACCCUAGCGCUCUUCACUAGGGUUUCGUUCCGUCUCCUCUAUGAGGCGCGUCUUCGACGAGAUCUCCGACGAUGAGUGGGAGAAUCAUGACUUCAAACCCUCGAGGAUUCUCAAGAAGACCAAACCCUCGCCCCCUGCAAUUGAAUCCUUUGCUUACCAUCGUAAGCCUUCCAAUCCCUCCUCCUCAAAUGGUUUCGAGUUGGACGACGAUUUGAACGAUGAUUUGGAAGCCUCUGCCACCCGUCGGCGGGCGGGACGCCGGUUCGUCGUUGACGAGGACAGUGACGCCGAGGUUCAGUCCGUGGAGGAGGAUGAAGAGGAAUUCAGUUGGACUGAUGAUGAGGACGAUGAUGGAAAGGAACAAGAAGAUGAGGAUGUUGAAGAGCUGGACUUGGUUGGGAAAGCCCUGCAAAAGUGCGCCAAGAUAUCUGCGGAUUUGAAGAAAGAGCUCUAUGGUUCUUCCGUUCCCGCUUGCGAACGUUACUCCGAAGUGGAUGCUCCUUCUGUUGGGAUUGUUACUCAGGAUGAUAUUGAUGCUGCUUGCGCCUGCGAAGAAUCAGAAUUUGAGCCAACUCUCAAGCCAUACCAGCUUGUUGGUGUUAAUUUUCUUUUGCUUUUGUACAGGAAGCAUAUUGGUGGAGCUAUUCUGGCAGAUGAGAUGGGACUUGGUAAAACUGUGCAGGCUGUCACUUAUUUAACCCUCCUCGAACGCAUGCACAAUGACCCAGGUCCCCACUUGAUUGUUUGUCCAGCUUCUCUUUUAGAGAACUGGGAAAGAGAAUUGAAAAGGUGGUGUCCAUUGUUUUCUGUUAUCUUAUUCCAUGGGGCUGGAAGAGCAACUUAUUCAAAGGAACUGAGUUAUCUUGCUAAGACUGGCCAGCCACCAUCCUUUAAUGUCCUACUUGUUUGUUACUCACUGUUUGAAAGACGCAGUGAACAGCAAAAAGAUGAUAGGAAGGUUUUGAGGCGAUGGCGAUGGAGCUGUGUGUUAAUGGAUGAAGCUCAUGUUUUAAAGGACAAAAACAGUUUUCGUUGGAAAAAUUUGAUGUCUGUUGCACAACAUGCUCGCCAACGCCUUAUGUUAACCGGAACGCCGCUUCAAAAUGAUUUGCAUGAGCUAUGGUCAUUAUUGGAAUUCAUGAUGCCUGAUAUUUUUGCCACGGGUGAUGUUGACCUGAAAAAGCUAUUAAAUGCUGAAGAUAGUGAUUUGAUUGCACGUAUAAAAUCCAUUUUAGGGCCAUUCAUUCUCAGACGCUUGAAGUCGGAUGUAAUGCAACAACUAGUCCCAAAAAUACAGCAUGUUCGAUAUGUUUCAAUGGGAAAUGAGCAAUCUAAGGCAUAUAAAAAUGCCAUAAAUGAAUACCGUGCUGCCUCUCAAGCUCGUAUCAUGAAGUCUUCUAUUGGUACAUCCAAGAAUGCUGUUGGAAGCCUUCCUAGACGACAAAUAUCCAACUACUUCAUGCAAUUUCGGAAGAUUGCUAAUCAUCCCUUGUUGGUGAGGCAUAUAUACAGUGAUGAGGAUGUGGUCCGGUUUGCUAAAAUGUUGUACCCUAAGGGUGUUUUUGGCUUUGAGUGCAACUUGGAAAGGGUAAUCCAACAGAUCAAGAACUACAAUGAUUUUGAAAUUCACCGGCUUUUAAUUUCAUAUGGUGACUCGGGCGCAAGGGAUGCUCUUACAGAUGAGCAUGUUUUUUCCUCUGCAAAGUGCCAGGCUUUAUCUGAACUCCUACCUCUUCUUAUCAAAGAUGGGCACAGAACUCUAAUUUUCAGCCAGUGGACAUCAAUGCUUGAUAUUUUGGAAUGGACACUGGAGGUCAUAGGAGUUAAAUACAAACGUCUGGAUGGCGGUACCCAAGUGUUAGAGAGACAAACAAUAGUAGACACAUUCAACAAUGAUCCUACUAUUUUUGCAUGCUUGCUUUCCACAAGGGCUGGAGGUCAAGGACUGAACUUGAUUGGAGCUGACACAGUCAUCAUACAUGACAUGGAUUUUAAUCCGCAAAUGGAUAGACAAGCCGAAGAUCGUUGUCACAGGAUAGGCCAAAGGAAACCAGUUACAGUUUACAGGUUUGUUACCAAAGAUACUGUUGACGAGAACAUUUAUGAGAUUGCGAGGCGGAAACUGGUACUUGACGCUGCAGUGCUGGAAUCUGGCACAGUGCUGGAUGAUGAUGAUGAUGUGCCUGAGAAAACUAUGGGAGAGAUCUUAUCAGCUCUUCUUCUUGUGUGAGAGCGGGCAUGCAUUAGAUACCUACAAAAUGAUAACCUGAUAACUUACAAGCUGUUAUUCAUGCUAAAUUGCUAACCGGUUCAAGAGAACUUGCCUUCCAAAGAUAACUGUGGCCUGUGAUUCCCUCGUCCACAACGGUAUUGCUGAUUUAAUCCACACCAUUCUCCAUUCAGGUGUUUUAUUAUGCCCCCUACAGAAGAAUAGAAGCUUGUUGCAUUCACACUGAUUCUUCAGGUCAAUACAGAUGUCAAAAUUUCAAAAAAACAAAAAUUAUAGCAAGUGUUGCAGAGCUAAUCUGUGAUUUUUAAACUUUGAUUAUAUGGACUUCUUUUCAAAAGAAUUAUCUAACUGGAUGACAUUUUCGAGUUUAAAAGAAAAUGGAGUACAAUAAUUCUCUGAGCCAAAGAGAAUAAGAAAGUUUAUCAGUAGUAAGUUGGGUUCCUGUUUUCCUGGUUUUAUUUUAUGCUGGAGGGCCAUGUCAGAAAGAUCCUAAACUAGUUUGUACCCCCUUGUUAAGGACAAUUGAGAUGACAGAUAUCAACAUUUUGUAAAUUUGUUUUCUAAGUUGAGUGGGACAUGCAGAUGCAGUGGAA